UUAGAGACGUCGUCACGUCUCGGCGAGCAAUGAGCUGAAGACCGCGCCAUGCCCAUCUCUCUCCAGAGUCUUCUCCCCUUCCUCCCACCCGAGAAACCUUUCCCCAUCGUCCCUUCUCCUCCCCAAACCUUGUCUCUGAACCGGAAUUGGACCUCCCAACCAGCGCGCACCCUCUCAAUCUCCGUAGAUGAUAGGGAUGCAGCGAUGAGGACCUGCUUCCCUGCGUUGGCGUGUGCGAACUUGCUCCAUUUCAAAUCGGGGUACUACAACGUGGAAGUGGCUGUCGGAGAGGAUGAGCCUGAGGAAGUCCUGUUGCGGAGGUUCCGCCGCGCGGUAAUGAAGACCGGGAUCAUCCGAGAGUUCCGCCGCCGCAUGUUCUUCGAGAACGCCCAGGCCAAGAAGAAGCGCAAGUCUCGCGAGGCCGUACUCAAGAAUCGCAACUGGUCUCACAAGCCAAAGUCUCCCUCAAGACGCAAGCAGAAGAAGUUACUGAGGAAGGCAUCAAUGAAGAAGUCAAAAGAAGAGGACGAAGAAGACAAUUGGGAACUUCCAGAAGGAGAACUUUCUUACUAAUUCAGUACAUAUUAGACACUGUCCUGUUGUUGAACUCUGUGCAUGUAGUCCACCGACGACAUCAAACUCUGAGAAAGACCACUACAUCGCCAUACUACUUGAAAGGUCAGGAAAAUUACUAUAUGCUGAAAUUUUGGCGCAACCAGGACAAGGAAAUCGAGCAAGAGUUCUUUGGUUCUUAAGCAUUCAGAACUGGUUAUAGAUUUGUAGAGUUUUCUGGUUUGAUGUAUAUAAUUCAGAAACACUCCAGGAUUCAUGCAAAUUAUAGAGCUCUUCAUGAUGAAAUUACUUGCUUGCCAUUUGGUCCUCCCAUUUGAUAUUA
Dioscorea cayenensis subsp. rotundata (Guinea yam) is the source of this 895-nucleotide messenger RNA. RefSeq names its product 30S ribosomal protein S21, chloroplastic-like. Gene Ontology annotation, biological process: translation. Bases 49 to 573 code for a protein of 174 amino acids. Gene Ontology annotation, cellular component: ribosome. Gene Ontology annotation, molecular function: structural constituent of ribosome. Lineage: Eukaryota; Viridiplantae; Streptophyta; Magnoliopsida; Dioscoreales; Dioscoreaceae. The transcript is spliced from 3 exons. The record is from RefSeq and is a predicted model, not a curated record.